AUGGUACAGAAUGUUACCAUGUACCGCCCCUCUUCAUCCCCAACCAUCGGGACUAAGUCUGAAAUGGCGUCAGCAACACAGUAUCGCCAUCUCGUAAAUCGCAAUUUCAUGUCCAUUUUAAGCAUUCAAGAGAAGCCGGCCGGCCGGCCGAUAUGUACCAAAGUGUGCAUGUGCGCAUGUCUUAACCUUUUUGUGGGCAAAUCAAGGAUGGCCGGGUAUCCGGUGCCAAGCAAAGCGAGUCACAUGGAGACCGGUUUUAUUCGCCACUAA
This is a messenger RNA of Protopolystoma xenopodis, 270 nucleotides long. NCBI's taxonomy places the organism in Eukaryota, Metazoa, Platyhelminthes, Monogenea, Polystomatidea, Polystomatidae. The record is from the annotation of a GenBank genome assembly.